AUGCCGAUCCUGUACGGAGAGGGUAUGAAGGCGUUCAUACGACUGCAGGAGGAGAUCAUGAAAACUGCUUUUGAUCACACCUUGUUCGUAUGGAAUAUCCCCAAUGAUUAUCCAAAUGGUCUUUUGGCAUCAUCUCCGGAGCGAUUCCGAUUCUGCGGCAAUCUCACUUGUAUCGACUAUGACGAGUACGCAGUGCUUUUCGCCAACCGAGAUCCUCAGCCAGAGUAUGCUUUGACGAAUUUUGGCACUCGGAUUCAGCUCCCUAUCGUGAGAUCUUCAUACUUUCCUUGUUACGUCGCAUAUCUUGCUUGUAGGAAUAAAUCACUCUCUUCUCCAAUCGAAAUAGUUUUGAAAGGAAAACCUGGCGCGGCCAUAGACACUUUCGAGAGAGUGGCACAUCCAUCGAUUGUUUUCGACGCAAUUUCACAAAUCAAGUCCUCUUCGAAAGCCCGCGCCACUGUUAUAUACAUUAAAUUAGCUCAAAAUCGCGUACCACAAAGGUUCAGAAGGCUACCUCUUUCUACUCUCACUUUUCAUGUUGGCAAUGAUUUCGACUUUGCUCCAGACACACUUUUGGUAGAAGCCGAAACUCGUUAUUUAUAUGGUGCUAGUAUAAAAAGCACAGAAGACUUCGUCUUCUCGGUAUCAUUCCCACACCGACAGGCUAAGCCUUAUGUUGUGUUGUCAUUAGGUUCCGUUAGAAUACCUAUGUACGACCGUGUUGGUAACGAACUCGCCCAAGAGCCCACCAGCUUUGUUUAUGUGGCACUCGCACACUUCGGAAAUCGUAUUUGGGCAGAUAUGAUACACUCGGAAGAUCCACUGGAAGAGAUCUACAACAACUUCCGCGAAUCAUCUUCGACACUCACCGAAAAUCAUUCUCUUUCUUGCGCUUCGUUUUAUCGUUGGACGUUUUACGUUCACGGGUUUCAUCCAGAGGUUAUGGUAUCAAUUGAGAAUGUUCUCGAGUUCGUCAACACUUUUGACGAGCCAUCAACCGAAAAAUACCAUGCCACAAUAAGUUUCAAUUGGUUCAUUGCGGUAGUCUGGAAUUGCCACUAG
Molecule: messenger RNA, 1062 nt
Organism: Glarea lozoyensis ATCC 20868
Lineage: Eukaryota; Fungi; Ascomycota; Leotiomycetes; Helotiales; Helotiaceae
Exons: 2
Coding region: 1-1062 (353 amino acids)
Source: RefSeq, a predicted model, not a curated record